GCCGGCCGGCUGUUAGACGCCUUUAUCCUCGGCUCCAAAGCCGACGCUUUCCACUUCGCCGUGAAUGCGAGCUGCCAUAAACCAAAAGGUAGACAGACCAUCAACUUGUGUUUUCCAAUUUUCUUUCCAUUUAACGCGCACUCUCACCAAUCGAUCCAUCGUGAGAGCCUUGGAUAAGAAUUUGACUACGACUGCUCGCUACGACCCAGUACGUUGGUGACAUCACUUUUCUCACCAGCUUCCAAGCUUCGGCCCACGACCAGUAAAGAUGAAUGCUCUUCGCUGCUUGCGCCCUGCGGCAUCCCGCGUCAAGGCAGUGCCUUUCCCAAAGGCAACCUUGCCUGCCUUUACGCGCCCAUACAGCUCAAAGAACUACGAAUACAUCCAGGUAUCGACACCGAAGCCGGGCGUUGGUCAAGUGACGCUCAACCGGCCCAAAGCCCUCAAUGCGCUUUGCACACCUCUCAUCAACGAACUCAACGAUGCUCUGGCUGAGCUCAAUGGCUCCGAUGAAGCCCAUGUGAUCGUGGUCACUGGCUCGCAGAAGGCUUUCGCCGCCGGAGCCGACAUUAAGGAGAUGGCGCCUCUUACCUUCUCCGAGGCGUACACAAAGUCCUUCAUUGAGUCCUGGUCAUCGCUCACCACGCAAGUGAAGAAGCCAAUCAUUGCUGCCGUGUCUGGCCACGCUUUGGGUGGAGGAUGCGAGUUGGCGAUGAUGUGUGACCUCAUCUACUGCACUGAGAACGCCAACUUUGGCCAGCCGGAGGUCAAGCUGGGUACUAUUCCCGGAGCUGGUGGCAGCCAGCGCUUGACUGCUGCCAUUGGGAAGGCGAAGGCUAUGGAGCUCAUCCUCACCGGAAAGUCCUUCUCGGGCGUAGAGGCGGAGAGGUGGGGUAUCGCGGCAAGGACGUUCCCCACGUACGAGGCUCUGAUGGAGGAGACGCUCAAAACGGCCGAGACCAUUGCUGGGUACUCCAAGGUUGCGGUGCAGGCCUGCAAGGAGGUGGUCAACAAGAGCCAGGAUCUGCCUCUGCGCGACGGCGUCGAGUUUGAGCGCCGUGUGUUCCACAGCCUCUUCGGUAGCCAGGAUCAGAAGAUUGGGAUGAAGGCCUUUGCUGAGAAGAAGAAGGCUGAGUGGACGCACUCAUAGACGAGACAAGGCGCAUGUCAACGGCUCGGUGCUACCAGCGGGAAGCUGGGCGUAUGUAUGUAACGUUAUACGAACCACCUAGGUGCUGAAUCAAGUCGUUGACACAGUAGUCAUCAUAGAAUGUGCUUGUCUGUAUGUUUGCCAUGCU
Messenger RNA from Emericellopsis atlantica, 1298 nucleotides. Its product is annotated as enoyl-CoA hydratase. Gene Ontology annotation, biological process: fatty acid beta-oxidation. The coding region runs from base 269 to 1150 and encodes 293 amino acids. Gene Ontology annotation, cellular component: mitochondrion. The transcript is spliced from 2 exons. Gene Ontology annotation, molecular function: enoyl-CoA hydratase activity. The record is from RefSeq and is a predicted model, not a curated record. Lineage: Eukaryota; Fungi; Ascomycota; Sordariomycetes; Hypocreales; Bionectriaceae.